Trichoderma breve is the source of this 3063-nucleotide messenger RNA. RefSeq names its product glycosyl hydrolase family 47 domain-containing protein. NCBI's taxonomy places the organism in Eukaryota, Fungi, Ascomycota, Sordariomycetes, Hypocreales, Hypocreaceae. Gene Ontology annotation, molecular function: calcium ion binding; mannosyl-oligosaccharide 1,2-alpha-mannosidase activity. The transcript has 4 exons. The record is from RefSeq and is a predicted model, not a curated record. Gene Ontology annotation, biological process: mannose trimming involved in glycoprotein ERAD pathway; endoplasmic reticulum mannose trimming; carbohydrate metabolic process. Gene Ontology annotation, cellular component: membrane; endoplasmic reticulum. Bases 1 to 3063 code for a protein of 1020 amino acids.
AUGAUGCUGCCGAUGGUCGCAUUGCUAUGGCUGGGCUGCUCGUUGCUGUGGCCGGUCGGCGCCAUGCGCUCGGACUAUCUGGCCCAGCUGCGGCAGGACACGGUGGACAUGUUCUAUCACGGGUAUAGCAGCUAUAUGGAGCAUGCUUUUCCCGAGGACGAGCUACGUCCAAUAUCGUGUGCUCCCCUGACGCGAGAUCGAGAUAAUCCCGGGCGAAUCAGCUUGAACGAUGCUCUUGGCAACUACUCCCUGACUCUGAUAGACAGCCUGUCCACGCUUGCGAUUCUGGCUGGUGGUCCGCAGACGGGCUCAUAUACUGGACCACAGGCUCUGAGUGACUUUCAAGAUGGCGUGGCCGAAGGCUUCGACCUAGACAGCAAAGUCCAAGUGUUCGAGACUGUCAUCCGUGGCGUAGGCGGCCUCCUGAGCGCACACUUGUUCGCCAUCGGAGAGCUACCCAUUACUGGAUACAACCCGAAGCCAGAGGGAAUCGCAGGCGAUGACCCCUUGGAACUGCCUCCCAUCUCGUGGCCAAACGGAUUAAAGUACGACGGCCAGCUGCUAAGACUCGCUCUCGAUCUUUCUGAACGACUGCUUCCUGCUUUUUACACCCCAACCGGUAUCCCAUAUCCUCGGGUCAAUCUCCGCAGCGGCAUCCCCUUUUACGUCAACUCUCCCCUCAACCAAAACCUGGCGGAGGCAAUGGAGGAGCAAAGCGGCCGUCCAGAGAUUACCGAGACCUGUAGUGCUGGGGCUGGGAGCCUGGUUCUUGAGUUUACCGUCUUGAGCAGACUCACGGGUGACCCUAGGUUCGAACAAGCUGCCAAACGAGCCUUCUGGGAAGUGUGGCAUCGCAGGAGCGAAAUCGGCCUGAUCGGUAACGGCAUCGACGCCGAACGAGGGCUGUGGAUUGGGCCCCAUGCGGGUAUCGGUGCAGGCAUGGACAGCUUCUUUGAAUAUGCGCUCAAGAGUCACAUCCUUCUCUCUGGCCUGGGCAUGCCCAACGCUUCUACGUCUCGCAGACAGAAUGCCUUCCUUCAAGCGUGGCAUCAAGCUCACGCGUCGGUCAAGCGGUACUUGUACACUGACAGGAGCCAUUUCCCCUAUUACUCAAACAAUCAUCGUGCCACAGGCCAGCCAUAUGCCAUGUGGAUCGAUAGUCUGGGUGCUUUCUAUCCGGGGCUUCUAGCUUUGGCUGGUGAGGUUGAGGAAGCUAUUGAGGCCAAUCUUGUCUACACGGCCCUGUGGACUCGGUAUUCUGCAUUACCUGAGCGCUGGUCAGUUCGCGAGGGUAAUGUCGAGGCAGGCAUCGGCUGGUGGCCCGGAAGACCCGAGUUUAUCGAGUCCACAUACCACAUCUACCGUGCUACCAGAGAUCCUUGGUACCUUCAUGUCGGCGAGAUGGUUCUCCGCGACAUCAUGCGCCGGUGCUACGCUGAAUGUGGCUGGGCCGGGCUUCAGGAUGUUCAGACGGGCGAGAAGCAAGAUCGCAUGGAGAGCUUCUUCUUGGGAGAAACGGCAAAGUACAUGUACCUGCUGUUCGAUCCAGAUCAUCCGUUAAACAAUAUGGAUGCCGCCUAUGUCUUUACCACAGAAGGCCAUCCGCUUAUCAUACCAAAAAGCAAGCGAGGGAGUCCUAACCGAGAGAAAACUCGCAAAGUGAAGAAGAGCAAAGACGUCGCAGUCUACACCUAUUAUGAUGAACAAUUUACAAACUCUUGCCCUGCACCAGCAGCGCCUCUAGAGCACCAUCUGAUGAGUUCAGCCACUGCGGCCAGGCCAGACUUAUUUGCCGUUUCUCGGUUCACAGAUUUAUAUAGGACGCCCAACGUACAUGGCCCUCUCGAGCUGGUUGAGAUGCGUGACAAGAAGAAAGGACGAGUGGUCGGGUACAGGGCCACUUCAAACCACACCAUCUUCCCGUGGACUCUUCCACCGAGCAUGUUGCCCGAGAACGGAACAUGUGUUGCUCCUCCCGAGCGUAUCAUAUCGCUGAUAGAAUUUCCAGCCAAUGAUCUUACCAGCGGCAUAGCUUCGCGGUUUGGCACGCAUCUUUCGUGGCAGACGCAUUUAGGACCAACAGUUAAUAUGCUGGAAGGAUUGAGACUCCAGCUUGAGCAAGUGUUGGACCCGACUUCAGGGGAUUACAAGUGGAGGAUUACGCAUAUUGGCAAUACUCAGCUGGGACGCUAUGAAACCGUCUUCUUUCACGCCGAACACAUCAAGCAUCUCAAGGACGAGGUGUUUUCCUGUAGGAGGAGGAAAGAUGCGGUGGAGAUUGAGCUACUCGUGGACAAACCAGAAAUUAGCAACAGCACGCUUGAGUUUUCCGAAGAACUGCUCGACGAUGAGAUGGAUGACAUGAUGGACAACGACACGAUCAACGCCGAGAAUCUAGCAUCAAACUCGUUGUUUCAAUCACUACUCCGCGCUGUGUCCUCCGUCUUCGAACCCGUCUACACAGCUAUUCCAGCGUCAGACGCCAGCGAGGGCACUGCCAAGAUAUACAGCUACGACGCAUACACGUCGACCGGUCCCGGCGCGUAUCCCAUGCCGUCUAUCCCAGACACCCCCAUCACCGGCAACCCGUUUUACAACGCGAAAUACCCAGCGUUCAACUUCCCCUGGUCGACCGUCUAUCUCGCAGAUCAGGCCUGCGACGGGCCGCUCCCUGCGGCCGCGCCGCGCGAGCAUCAGGUCAUUGUCAUGCGCCGCGGAGGCUGCUCCUUCAGCCGCAAGCUGGACAAUAUCCCGAGUUUCUCGCCCCACGAGAAGUCGCUACAGCUAGUCAUCAUCCUCGACGAGCCGCCUACUGACGAAGACGGCGCCGACGAAGACGACGAGGGUGUGGUCCGCGAUAGGGGAGACCUCCCUCGGCCGCUGCUCGACAGGGAGCAGACCACCCCAAAGGGGAUGAAGCGCCUCCACGGUAUCCCCAUGGUCCUCAUGAGGGCCGACCAGGGCGACUACGAGCGCUUUGGCAGAGCCAUGGGCGUAGGCAUGAGGAGAAAGUAUCGGGUCGAGAGCCAGGGGCUCGUGGUGGAGAAUGCCGCCGUCUUGUAG